Messenger RNA from Armigeres subalbatus, 910 nucleotides. RefSeq lists its product as uncharacterized. Lineage: Eukaryota; Metazoa; Arthropoda; Insecta; Diptera; Culicidae. The transcript has 2 exons. The record is from RefSeq and is a predicted model, not a curated record. The coding region runs from base 144 to 764 and encodes 206 amino acids.
UUUUUGUUUAGAAAGCAGAGAUUAAACGCAUGCGAUUCAAAAAGAGUAAAACAUCGAUAUUUUGAUUAUAGUUAUUGUAAUUUAUUUAACAACGAUUUAAUAAAUAUUCAAGCAAAAUAAAGAGUAAAGUGAAGUAAAUAACCAUGGGUAAGAAAAAGGACAAAUCAGCAGAAGCUCAGCUAAUUGAAGAAAGCGAUGAUCAACCCAAAGUCAAAUCGAAAAAGGAAAAACGUAAGUCUACAUCGGAUUUGGUAAACAGCAGCCCGCCGGAUGAUGAGCCGUCCGCUAAGCAACCCAAACUUGACAAACCUUCCGUUAUCACGGCUGGCACGACGAUUGAUCAGGCGCUGCUCGUGAACCCGGCCCUGAAACUGAACAAGAAAACCAAACGGGCUAAAAAGCGAGAAAAACAUGCCAAAAACGUGGACGAUCGCAAGCAGAAAGCCAUAGAUCGUGAGAAGGAAGAAUGCCGCCAAUACUUGCUAACCUGGAACGAUCAGCGGGAAAAGUGGAAGUUUCAAAAGCUGAAACAGAUCUACAUCCAGGAACACGUGUUCAAUGAAGAGCACUUGGACGGGGACAUUUGGCCGGUGGUGCUGGAGUAUCUCUCGGGCAUGAAGGGUUCUGGGAGGGAUGGAUUGGCGAAACGGGCCGAAGAAGCAAUAAAGGAGCUGGACGAAAAGGUUAAGGAUAGUGGCGAUGAUACGUUACAGGAAGGAAGCCGGUAUCAGCGGGCGAGGGAACUACUUCAGUACUUGGGAUAAAUGCGCGGGUAUUCAUCAAUAAAAUGGUUUUAUAAAGAAAGAUAAAUGAGAAUGGUAAGUAUCCGAACAAAAGCCUAAAGAGAUUUUUUUAAUUGCAUAUUGGGGAUUAUUACUUUCGGUCAAGGAUAUAAAAUAAUUUACUACAA